AUGGCACUCUUUAUGGCCUCUAUGAGGCAGCAGGAAUCGCACGAAACGGAACAGCACGGCGUGGAUGCGGGGACCCCUGAGUCACCUGCGAGCAACGACAUUUCCUCCGGCGAGGCCGCGGAAUCGAAGAACGCAGAAGAACUGGAGGACCCCGAGACGGACGAGAACGGCGACGGUUCGGUCGGUGCGCUCGACGAUUUGAUCAAGUUGGAUUCGGACGAAUCUGGGUCCAGCGAUGGGGAAUCUGACAGGUUGAGCGGGAAGAGCGACGACCUUGGCUGGAGUGACGGAGACACAGAUGAUGGUGUUGCGGAUCUCGUCACCGACGCCUGGAACUGAGAUCUGGCAACUUCUUCAGGUAGGUGCAUGUAACGUUCCUUGAGAGACCUGGCUUGGGAUUGGGGGUGUCAUGCCGCGCAUUCUUGCAAGUCAGAUCUCCACAUCGUGGGGAAAGAUCUCUGUGGCGCGUGCUUCAUUUUUGUUGGAUACAGCCAUCCGUCAAAUACGACGACCCUGGAAUGCAAGAUAUCAGGCGGACUAACAGAAGCCUGACGCUGACCAGCUGGCUAGAGCGCGCGUUUUCUCCCCUGUUUUUUCCCACCCAGUUGCGCAGGGAAGUGGACGGGGGAGAUUCUUUUCCCUUCGACCGCGCUGGGUGUUCGUUGUUUUUUGGCAUGGUACUUUGUUAGUCGCAAACUGCCUGAAAGGUACGGGGAUGCUGUGUGCGUUCCGGGCCUGUGUCGUACU
Ectocarpus sp. CCAP 1310/34 is the source of this 747-nucleotide messenger RNA. Lineage: Eukaryota; Phaeophyceae; Ectocarpales; Ectocarpaceae. The record is from the annotation of a GenBank genome assembly.